GUUAGCUGUUGGUUAAGUGAAAAUACCUAAUCAGAAGUGACCAGGAAAAAUACAACCUCAAACAAUUAGAAUCAUGAUAUUAUAAGGUAACACAUAAUUAAAACUAAACUUAAUAUCGAUCAAUAUAAAUCAUUCUUCAAUGACAUUAGGAGUACUUCGAAUUUUCAAAACUCCCUAAAAAUAAAAUGGACUAUCCAACUAGAGUACAUCGAUCAAGCGUUCAACAGAAGUUCACCAACUUUUUUAAAAGAAAAAUUAUUCAGGAACAAUGUACCGAGCAAUCUUUAACCAGAUUGAAGGAAGCAUUUUGGGCAACCGAGAACGAUGCGAUGAACAAGUCUCAAUUACAAAAUGCUUUUCGGGAUAUUCUUCAGAUAUUUAUGGACAAAGAAGAGUUUAAUAUAAUUUUCAGGAAGAUAAAUAUGAAAAACGAUGGCUUAGUUACUUGGGAUGAAUUUAUUUCUUAUUUGAUUUUGGAAUUGAAAGGAAAAGAUGUUGCUCUUCAUUGGCAACCGUUGGAUCCGCCAAUUCUUGGAAUUUCUCUGAUGAAAAAAACCCAUCAUCGAAGUCCCGUUUUUAAAAUUGUCUUUUGCCCAGAAAUACUUCCAGAUAGAUCCUGGAGUUUUAUGCGAGGAUGUUACUUAAGUGCCAGCAAGGACGGAAUCAUAAAUUACUGGACACUAGAUUUGGAAUAUCAGCGAACUGUAAAAUCAUCAAAUCCUUUUAUGAAAAUUCAGACAACGAUGAUUACAGACAUGAUUGUGAUGCCAGAUAUUGAAAUUGUUUGUACGAGUUCGAUUGAGCGAGAUUUAAGAUUUUAUGAUACUGUUGCAAAUAACUUUGAUCUCCGAGUAAUGAUCUCAAAUUUUGAAACAUCAAUAGUUUGUAUGAGUUACUAUUUUAGUAAAAAUGUUAAAGAAGACUCGUUUUUAAUCUUGGGAGAUAUGAAUGGAGAAGUUAAAGCGAUGUCUUUUCAUUCAAAAGAAAAGGGGCCUUUUAAACAUGUUCCUGAACGAGAUCUUCUUCAUCUACGAUAUGCAGCAGUUCUUGCAGGAGAACUGAAGACCCUAAAAGUGGAAGAAUUUAAGAAUAUUCACGAUGACUGGGUGUGCCAAGUAGCCUAUUACGAGAGCCUUAGAGCUUUUGUUUCAUGUAGUAAUUGUUCCGAUUGUUCUCUACUUGUGAGCCAUCCAAGUAGUAAAAAGAUUCAGUACAAAUUCAGUGUUCCCAAAGGCAUUACCUGCUUCACGUUUUGCGAAGCAAAUCAGAUGUUAGUGACUGGUGGUCCAGAUAGCAUUGUUCGAAUCUGGAAUCCAUUUGUACCAAAAAAAGCAAUUAUGUCUUUCUAUGGUCAUCGAGCUGCGAUUUGUGCUCUCUUCGCUAAAAGUUUUGGAAAACGGAUUUAUUCGUUAUCAAAGGACAGAUACAUUAAAGUUUGGGACGUUCCAUCCUCUUCUUGCAUUCAGACAGUUCCAAUUGAAUUAGGAGAAGAUUCCAUAAUGUCAGCAAUUUACAAUGAUGUGACUCAAAAAAUGAUAAUAGCCAGUCAAUUAAUAGCAAUUCUCGUUUGCGAAAGAAUAAUCGACGAGGAUAUUUCUGAUGGUUAUUCUCACACAAAACCAAUUUCCUGCGUUCUUUAUAAUCACUUAUUCAAAGUGAUUGUUUCAACGAGUUUAGAUUCAUGUAUAACAGUCUGGAAUCCAUGGUAUGGAUAUCGAUUAAGUUUUGUGAAAAAAGCACACAAUCGAUGGAAAUAUGGAGAAAAAGUAGGUGUCGAAAUUACAGCCGCUUGUUUUGAUUCUUCUGAGCAACUGUUGGUAACUGGAGCCAGAGACGGAUCGGUGAAAAUAUGGCAAUUUAAUACUGGAACUUGUAUUCGAAAUAUGAUUGUUGAAGACAACAGUGAAGUAACUGGCUUGGCGUGGUUCGACAACCGAAUUUUGUGUGUCGGCUGGAAUCGUUUCAUCACAGAAUUUACAGAAACGGAAAUUGGAACUCACAAAUCAUACUGGGAAGCCAGACACACUGAAGAUAUCACUUGCGUUUCGAUGGGACAUCCACAAGCUUUAGCGACUGCUUCUUAUAAUGGAGAAAUAAUUCUUUGGCGAUUGGAAACUGGUCAACCUUAUAGAAUUUAUCAAGCAAGCGAUCCAUCUGGAAGGCAAAACUUUGAAAAAAUCAAUUAAAAUGAUAGAAUAAUCUAUAAAAGCAAAGGAAUCAUUUUCACUUCCAUUUUUCAGGCAACUCAAUCGCUGGAUCAACUAAAAAAAUCCAAACAACCAACUUCCAAUUUGGGUGAUACGAUAUCAGGCAUUGCCAUUUCUGAUGUUUUGUUUUUAAAUUCGAGACCAACGGCUGCAGAUGUUGGAACUUUGCUGGUUGCCCUUGAAUCUGGAUUAAUUCAAAUUUGGAACCAUCAUCCUGGGGCUGGAUUUUUAAAUGCAUUCUCAGCUAUUCACAAACGUGAAGACUUUGUUAGAUCUUUAACUACUGACCCAGAAAAUGAAUUUUUAAUAACAGGACAUCAGAUCGGAUACAUAAAAGUUUGGUUGCUUAAAAAUUAUAUGCUUGCUGAUCCUCCAAAAAUUAACAUGUGUGCUUUAAGACUCGAAUUUCCCUUCCUCUGGAAAGACAGGAUAAACGGGGGAGCAAAAAGAGCCGUUAGGGAUCAACCCCUUCCACUUUUAGUAUCAUCAGUACGAGGACACGCAAAAUCUAUUAAUUCCAUUCAAUUUGUACCAGGAGCCAGAAUAAUUAUCAGUGGGAGUUCCGAUCACUCAAUUAAAAUUUGGACACUAGGUGGGCGUUAUAUUUCAACUUUAGGAACUUUCAAACCAUGGAUGCCAAUUUUACCAAAUAUUCCGGUUCAGAAUUAUAUGACAGAUUACAGAAUUCCUCCAGAUGUGGAAAAAUCGACGAGCUUUACAACUUUAAAGGUUCUUCGCGGUGGUGAAAAAGAAGAAAAAUCGGAAGAUAAAUCUGACGAUCCCGAAUUAACUAUACAAGUUUCAGAGGAAGAGAGAUUCGCCCUUUGGGGACAUCGAUUAGAAGACUCAGUUCUCGGAAAAUAUUACGAAAUUCCUACUCAAUCUACACUACGAAGCGACGUUAUUCUCGAUACUUCUCUAAAAGAUAUUUUCGUGUACAAUUACCUGAAAACAGAUGACUUAAAACACGUGGAAACACCGGACGCACCUUCAAUUAUAAGGAGCAACAAUGGAAGAACAGUUUCGUACAUUACGCACCCAGAAGAUUAAAAUGCGCAGAAGGUACCUUCAAGUCUAUAUUUCCACUGGUCGUGCAAAUUGAAAUCUAAAAUUCGAAAAGCUUUCUAAAA
This is a messenger RNA of Belonocnema kinseyi, 3337 nucleotides long. It is a transcript of the gene WDY, whose product is annotated as WD repeat-containing protein on Y chromosome. Gene Ontology annotation, molecular function: protein binding; calcium ion binding. Lineage: Eukaryota; Metazoa; Arthropoda; Insecta; Hymenoptera; Cynipidae. The transcript has 17 exons. The record is from RefSeq and is a predicted model, not a curated record.